UGUCGCCGAGCAAGCCGAUCGACAAAUCGACCGGAACAGAAAGAGCCCGAGGCGAUCGACUACUAGCAGCAUGGCUACGGAGGGUGGUUUAGCACCGGAUGCAGCUGCAGGUGCAGGCGCCGGCACCGACGGCAUCGUCGGUGGCCCCAGAACGCCCCAGCAAAUUGCCUCGCAGAAGCGGCUGCAGGCGACGCAAGCGCAAGUUGACGAAGUCGUCGACAUCAUGAAGACAAAUGUGGAAAAAGUCCUCGAGCGCGAUCAAAAGCUCUCCGAGCUCGACGAUCGAGCAGAUGCACUUCAACAAGGAGCGUCACAAUUUGAACAACAAGCAGGAAAAUUGAAGAGAAAGUUCUGGCUACAGAAUCUAAAGAUGAUGAUCAUUAUGGGUGUAAUCGGACUCAUCGUACUGGCCAUCAUUGUCGCGAACUUCAUGUAGGCGCGCUGAUUGGUGGAAGAGAUUUGUGUGUGAGUGAGUCUGAAGCGAGCGUCACCGGCGGCAGCAAUACGCAAAAUUGAACGCGAGAGUAAGAGCUAAAAGUAAAAUAACGUAACAACUACAGCAACAAUAAAAAGAGAGAUAAAAGGAGAAGAGGAGGAACAAGAAAGAGAAGAGAAGGAAGAAACGGCGGCUGAGAAAUUUCCGAAGAGGAGAUGGUUUCUGGAGGGAUAGAUCUCGCAAGAUGGAAAUUGUGAUGAGCCGUUGACGAGCUCUGCCGGAGUUCUCCGCGAACGUAAUCGUCGGAUCGAUCGCGCGCGGGAAUCAAGGAAAUCAAUCGAUCGAUCGUCGGCCUUGGGAUUCAUCGUGGGAGAGGAGGAAGGAUGACCGGAAGCGGAUGAUCGGAAGCAGGAAACGUUGAUCCGAGCGGGAACAACGAAGAGAGCCGUCGCGACGACCACGGAACUUUCCUGUUACCCUUCGUAGCGUUUUUUUUUUCCUUUUCCGGAUCGAGUAGAGGAAGUCGAGGGGACCACGCCGAACCGGCACGGUCUCCAUAUCUCGCAUGGACGAAGGUCGCGCACGACAAUUAACACGUGCGAAAUUCCGCUGAUUUCUCAAUCUUUAUUUCGUUGCGUUAUUACUUUAGAUUAUUGUUUAAUGUAAUUGACGUAUAAUUUCAUUGUUACCACGCUCUUUUCGCAACAGUGCGUUGUUUGAGGAACGUUAAUUCAUAUCUUAAGUUUCGGCGAAUGCGAAAUUGAAAAUACACAGAUCUUAAUGGAUUAAGUCUUAGAUCUAUCUUAUGUCUUACAAUUAGUCUAAGUCGGAGAUUUUGUUAGACAAGCGGAAUUGAAACUGAUCCUAUUAAAAUCUCAUGACUAAACGCAGCUGAUUGAUAAGACGAGAUAUGUACAUCGCGCUUUCCUUCGUCCAUCUUCGUUAAUUAAGAUUGUCCGAAAAAAGUUAGAAAAGAAGAGAAAUACAGAAAUAAAUGAUUAUUGUAUACAAAGAAGCGGCAAGUUCAUGAAAAGAGAGAGAAAAUUCGUUAUA
Mycetomoellerius zeteki is the source of this 1489-nucleotide messenger RNA. RefSeq names its product neuronal Synaptobrevin (gene nSyb). Bases 71 to 436 code for a protein of 121 amino acids. Gene Ontology annotation, cellular component: membrane. The record is from RefSeq and is a predicted model, not a curated record. Gene Ontology annotation, biological process: vesicle-mediated transport. Lineage: Eukaryota; Metazoa; Arthropoda; Insecta; Hymenoptera; Formicidae. The transcript has 6 exons.